AUGGCCGGCUCCGAAGAAGUCGCAACCCCUCCAGUGACGAAGCGGCCUCAUUCCGCAGUCGAGGGCGAGAACAGCGAUGACGAGUCUGACGAUGACUUCGGCCCCGCGCUCCCCUCAGAGGUCGCGCCUCAGAAGAAGCGGCGCAAGCUGCCCUUCGAGAAAGUAUUCGUCAAUGCGCUCCCGGUCUCCGCGAAGUACUCCAAGUCUCUCAUGCACAAGGACCAAUUGGCCUUUGUGACGGUCGCGCCCUUUACCGACUUCGUCAUCACCAGCUCUGUGGAUGGAUUUGUCAAGUUCUGGAAGAAAAUGGCCGAGGGCAUUGAGUUCGUGAAGGAAUUCCGCGCUCACCCCGGUGAGAUUCGGAGCGCAACCGUCAGCGCCGAUGGCCGCAGCUUUGCGACGGCUGGAGCAGACAAGACGGUGAAGAUCUUUGAUGUCAUAACCUUCGACCUCUUGUCGAUGUAUACCCUGGAUUUCGUUCCUCGGUGUGUCUGCUGGGUUCACCCGCGCGGAGCAUCGCUACCACUCCUCAGCGUGACAGACGAGGCAAGCAGUACAAUUCAGAUCUUCGAUGGACGUGGCGAGAACCCCCAGCCUUUGCAUACUCUGAAAACCAUCCACCGCAGCCCCGUGGUGUCCCUCGCGUUCAAUAACAUCUUCGACUGUGUGGUCUCGGCCGAUGAGACGGGAAUGAUUGAAUACUGGAGGGCCGGAGACGGCUCGUUCGAGAAGCCAGACAACGUGUUCGAGUUGAAGUCGUCCACCAAUCUAUUCGCAUUCAAGAAGGCCAAGUCGGUACCGACGGCGAUCACGAUCUCCCCAUCCGGCGAACACUUUGCGACAGUCUCUUUCCCCGACCGGCAGGUCCGCGUCUUCGACUUCGCCUCGGGCAAGCUUUAUCGCACAUACGACGAGUCAAUAACCACCAUUACAGAAAUGCAGCAGGCUGGAACCGCGCCCUACGCACUUGACGAAGUGGAAUUCGGACGCCGUCUGGGCGUGGAGCGUGAAAUCGAAGGCGAAGCAACCCGCAGCAAAGUGAACGUCUCCUUUGACGAAUCAGGUCACUUCAUCCUCUACGGCUCGCUUUACGGCGUGAAAUGCAUCAACACAUACACGAACCGGGUGGUCCGCGUCUACGGCCGCGAGGAUCCUUUCCGCGCCCUCAAUCUUGCCCUCUACCAGGGCCAGCCACAGCGCAAGGGCGUGGUGACCGUCUCCAUGGCCGCCAGUAGCAACCCUCUCCUACAGGAAGCGGAAGAACGCGAUCCAAUCUUGUUCGCGACCGGUUUCGCCAAGGUCCGUUUCUACAUGUUCAACAAUGUGACGGACAUUUCCAAGUCACGCGACGUGCAGAACGAGAAGCCCACUCAAUCGGCAUCCGACCAAGGCGCCGCACCCACCAAAGCCGCCGAGACCGGUACCGCGGCGAUUCUCCACACCACCUAUGGCGACAUCCACCUGCGCCUGUACCCGUCCGCUGCACCGCGUGCCGUGGAGAACUUCGUCACCCACUCCCGCCAGGGCUAUUACAACAACACGAUCUUCCACCGUGUGAUUCGCAAGUUCAUGAUCCAAGGCGGUGAUCCCCAAGGGGACGGAACGGGCGGCGAGUCCAUCUGGGGCGGAGAGUUCGCAGACGAGUUCUCGGUGCUCAAGCACGAUCGACCCUAUACGCUGUCGAUGGCGAACGCAGGACCCAACACCAAUGGCAGUCAAUUCUUCAUCACUACGGAGAAGACGCCGUGGCUGGAUAACAAGCACACGGUCUUCGGCCGUGCAGUGCAGGGCAUGGACAUUGUACACAAAAUCGAGAAUUGCCGGACGCACAAGGAGAAGCCGGAAGUUGACAUCAAGAUUGUGAGCAUUAGUAUCUCAUGA
Messenger RNA from Penicillium brevicompactum, 1881 nucleotides. Its product is annotated as WD40 repeat domain-containing peptidylprolyl isomerase. The transcript is spliced from 3 exons. The coding region runs from base 1 to 1881 and encodes 626 amino acids. Gene Ontology annotation, molecular function: peptidyl-prolyl cis-trans isomerase activity; protein binding. Gene Ontology annotation, biological process: protein folding; protein peptidyl-prolyl isomerization. The record is from RefSeq and is a predicted model, not a curated record. Lineage: Eukaryota; Fungi; Ascomycota; Eurotiomycetes; Eurotiales; Aspergillaceae.